Molecule: messenger RNA, 2231 nt
Organism: Acanthopagrus latus (yellowfin seabream)
Lineage: Eukaryota; Metazoa; Chordata; Actinopteri; Spariformes; Sparidae
Product: Glyco_hydro_56 domain-containing protein
Exons: 7
Coding region: 105-1766 (553 amino acids)
Biological process (GO): carbohydrate metabolic process; hyaluronan catabolic process
Molecular function (GO): hyalurononglucosaminidase activity
Source: RefSeq, a predicted model, not a curated record
CGAUGUCCAGACUGUGAGGAGUAAAUACAGAACCAACCCCGGCCUUGGGACAUGAUCGGCUGUGAAGGCCUGAAGGGGUGAGAACCCAAACGGAGGCCGCUUCAAUGGCGUGGACCGAGCCACGUCCAGACCCAGAGCCGGAACCAAAACUGACACUUCACAAUUUCAGGACUCACAUAACUUUACCGUCAGCCGUCCUUCAAAUCCAGCCUCCACUUUUACUGCGCCUCUUUUUGCUGCUUGCUGCCUUUGCUGAUCUCGGCGCUGCCGGUCCAGCUCGCCCCCCUCUCCUGUCCGGACAGCCUUUCAUCAUCUUCUGGGGCAUCCCGGACUCUUCCUGCUCCGGUCGGCCAGACCCCGGAUCUUUCGGCAUGGAACGGGAGGGCCGCGUGGCUGUCUUUUACGAGGACACUCUGGGGAACUACCCGUAUUUAGUGGACAAGGACACACCGGUCAAUGGGGGACUACCGCAGCACACACGGCUGGACAGCCACCUCCAGAAGACACAGCAGGACCUGGAGGCAGCUUUACCUGCCCCGAGGUACCUUGGACUGGGGAUUCUGCGCUGGGCAGAGUGGAUCCCCCAGUGGUCAAGGAACCGAGAUCGGAAGGCAAUGUAUGUUGAGGCAUCGAGGAAACUCCUGAAGACUUUCUUUCCUAACUGGACCCCGGAGGAAGUAGAGAAGUGGUCACAGGUGGACUUCGAGGCAGCAGCCCAGUCAGUAAUGAUGGAGACUCUACGGGAGGUCAAGAGGUCAAGGCCCAAAGCAUUGUGGGGCGUCUCCCCAUACCCCAGCUGCUACAACGGGGACCCCGCCCAAACUGCGUUGGCCAAUUACACCGGCCAGUGCCCCGCUGCAGAGAGGGCCCUCAAUGAUGAACUGGUGUGGCUAUGGAAACGAUGCUCCGCCCUCUACCCUCUCCUCACCCUGGAGAAGCUGCAGGGUGGGACCUCUGGAGCCAGGCUUUAUUUGUCCAAUCAAAUCAAAGAAGCAAUGCGCGUGUCAUCGCUGACUGGGUCGGCAUUUGAUCUUCCUGUAUUCCCACUGGUCAAGAGCGUCUACGCCUCAACAAACACUUUCCUGUCACAGGCAGACCUGGUGAGCACCAUAGGAGAGAGCGCUGCCAUGGGAACAGCCGGGGUUGUCAUCUGGGAGAGAAGUGAGACCAAGACGGAGAGGGAGUGUCAGGACCUGGCAGAUUUCGUCCGUCAGGUCCUGGGACCGUACUCCAUCAACGUAACCACCGCAGCUCGACUCUGCUCGUCCUCCCUGUGCCAGGGAAAGGGCCGAUGCAUCCGCCAGAAUCCGGAGAGCUCUGCCUACCUCCACCUCCCUCCCCCGUCCGAAGUGGUGACGGAAAAGCCAGAGGCAGCGAAAGCCACCGAUCCACCGGACACAAGCACUAAAGCGGCUGAGCCGGACCCAGCUGAGAUCUGGAAGAAGGACUUCCAGUGUCAGUGGUACAAGACUGCAGACGGGGACGUCUCAGACCAGCAGUCCCCAAAAGACGGAGCGUCUGUCAGAGUUACAGUAAAAGAAAACGCUGGAGAUGUGAUAGCGACUACAACAGCUUCUGCUGUAGCCCCUGCUGUAUUCUCUACAACAACAGGUGCCUCUGUGACUGAGCUAGGAGGACGCCGCUCUCCUGGUGCUGCAAGUCCGAAGCCUUCGCCGGAAGUACCGACAGACGGUGGUACGGGUCCUCUCCCAAACCUGACCGUUCUGCUGCUGCUGGUGGCCGGAAGUCUAAGCCUGAAACAUUAAAACUGUGAACAAAGCCAGACUUCAUCCGGAAGUUCUGGGCUUCAACUGCAUUACGAGCCCUUCAGAAGUGCCCUUGAGCAAGACACUGAAUCCCUGCCGGCUGCAGGAGUGCUGCUUUGUAGCCCAACAUAAUGAAUUAUAAAACAGUACAUGAAAAAAAAGACAACCAGCUGGAAGUCCUUACCUGUCACUGAACGUGCCAAGAGACAGUGGUACAAACACUUGUCACUUUUUCAGUUUCUACUGGCUGUAUUUAUAGAGGAAGGAAGUGUGAUAUAUUAGAUUUAGACUGACCUGUGAUCAGUGUGCUGAUAUCAGCUUUGUAUAUAUGUUCAACCUGAGCAGACAGAUGAAAGACAUCUGUUAAACCUGCACCGAGGGGUCAUUUUCUUUGCACAUUUUGUUUAUACUCUUUAUUUGUCAGUCAAGUGGAAUUAUUUCUUCAUUUAAAGGCCUCGUGCGCUG